Messenger RNA from Engraulis encrasicolus (European anchovy), 7529 nucleotides. RefSeq lists its product as uncharacterized. NCBI's taxonomy places the organism in Eukaryota, Metazoa, Chordata, Actinopteri, Clupeiformes, Engraulidae. The record is from RefSeq and is a predicted model, not a curated record. The transcript is spliced from 32 exons. Bases 45 to 7517 code for a protein of 2490 amino acids.
UCUUGUGCGAUGCUAAAAUUCAUUCUGAGCCAUUGAGUGAGUGCAUGCAGUCCAAAAUGCCCGACUGCUGUGCUGCAGCGAAUUGUAACCAGAAAUCAGACCAGCCCGAUAUUGCCUUCUUCAGCUUUCCUCUUGACCCCGAACGAUGUAAACAAUGGCUGAGUAGCUGCAACCGACCAGACCUCGGGACCAAAACACCGGAGGAAUUGCACCAGGGCUACAAGCUGUGUUCAAAACACUUCGAGAGCUCACUGAUAUGCCAAGAGGGUGGUGUCCCGGUCCUAAAAGAUGGAGCUGUGCCCAGUAUAUUUGAUGCCAAGAGCAAGCAGGAGCCUCAGACCUACAGAAGGAAACGGCCAGCAGAAGCAAUUUCUGGAGAGACUGAUGCUGGGAAGAAAUCUAAAGAUGGCCUCUCGGACGGCUCGGGCGCGGCUGCCCAGCUGGACGGCGGCGAAAACAGCGGUGUGGGCGGCGACGGGGACGCCCUGCAGGACGACAUGGGCGACAUCAAGGACCCCCACGCCAGGGGCAAGGAGAUCCUCAAGCUGCACUUCAAGGAGACGCUGGCCCUCUACGGCUUCAGCAUCGGCAGCGGCGGCGCCCCCUUGAGCACGGGAGGACCGACGGGCGUCAACAAGCUCUGUGAGGAGAAGGUGGACAAAGCAGAGGUGAUGCUGUUGGGUCAUACUCUGAUACGGGACGAGAUCCAGUCCAGCUUGCGGCACGCGCGCUUCUUCUCUGUGCUGCUGCAGGACACGGUGAUGGUGGAGGGCAAGGAGCACAUGCCCGUCUUCGUGCGUACCGUCACGGACAUCGGCUUCCCCCAGAAGCACCUGCUGGGCUUCCUGCCCACCGACGUAGACUGCGAGAGCCUGUUCUACAUGCUGCUGUCCGAGAUACGCAACAGGUGGGGUUUGAGGAUGGAGCACUGUCGAGGCCUCACCUACCUGACGACCGGCACCAUCUGCCAGAAGAUGAAGGAGCUGUCGAGUCGCAUCCUGAGGGACUUCCCGCAGGUGGUGCUGGCCCCCAGCGACCCGUACGCCUUCAACAUGUGGCUGAUCCGCUCCAUGCCCACCAUGUCCGUGCAGCACGUCAUGACCACGGUGGAACAGGUGGCGGCGCUACUGAGACAGCUGCCUAACCUCUGGGGCAACCUGGAGGAGCAGAUCUUCAAGACAUACGGACACCUCAAGGGAGAGGUGAACUGCAUCAAGGAGGGUUGUCAGGGAAACUGGGAGUUCGGCAUCAACGCCUUCCAGACCAUGCUGGACAUCCUGGACCCCCUGCUGGUAGUGAUGGGCACCAGCGCACACAGCGGCGACCCAGAGGUGUCGAGGCUGAAGGAGACGUUGCGUGACUUCAACCUGAUCAUCACGCUGGUGGUGCUGAAGAACACGCUGUGCUGUGUCAGCAUCCUGAACCCCAGCCUGCGCGGCACCAUCUCCAUCAGCAGCACCCUGCAGUACACCAUCUCCAACGCACUCAAGCUCCUCAACAAGUACCUGGGGGAGAUCGCCAUCCACCACAGGAAGUGGUUCUCGGACGCAGUGGGGCGGGCCAAGAAGCUGGGCAUCACGGUGGCGCUCCCCGAGGACGCGGAGGGGAAGCCGGUCGAUGGAGCGGAGGAGACCCUCACCUUCCUGGAGGACCACUACCGGGAGACACUGUGCCGCAAGGUGCUGCUCUACCUGGUGGACGAGGUCAAACGGGUCUUCAGUACGGAGAUGGUUCGUAUCCUGCGGUGGCUGUCCCUCGUGCCCUCCUACAUGGCUGACCACAACUUCAGCAUCCGCAGGGACAAGGUGGCCGACGCAAACCUCAACAACCUGUCGCGCCCGGACACCUUCUACGACGAGCUGGGCUGCUGGGAGGUGAAAUGGCGGCACGCCAGCAAGAAGCGCAUCCUGCCGACCACCGUCUUCGCCACGCUGAAGAUCCCGGACAUCGGCUUCUACCCCAACGUCCAGAGCCUGCUGCGCGUGCUGGGCACCAUCCCCUGCGUCAACGCGGAGGCCGACGUGUACGGCCAGUACGACAUGGUCCUGGACCGCUACCACAGCUACGUGCGGGAGACGCCCGCGGAGCAGCGCAUGUGCAACGCGGCGUUCGUUUACGUCAACCAGGACGUGCACAUGAACAUGGAGGCCAUGGUGGAGUCCUACGUGGAGAAGCACCCCGACAUCCUGGAGCUGCUGGAGACGGCCGACAAUGAAGUAAUGGAAACGGAACCACCAGCUCAUGAGAAUGAUGAGAACGGGGACGGGGAGGAGACCCAGAUGGUCCUGACGACCGUGGAGGUGGAACGGCCGCGCCCCACAGACCCGGAGCCCAACAAGGACGCUCUGAAGGCAGCCCUCCAAUCAGCCGUCACGGCCGCCUACAGCAGCACCAAUAGGAAAGCGAGGGGCGGGGCCGCCGACGACUCUGAAACAGGAAGUCAGUACGUGUCCAAGUCGGAGAUGAAGGAAGUGCUGCGCGUGUGCGAGGAGGCGGUGCGGGAGGGCAUCCUGUCCGAGGUGGGCACCUCCUUCUUCUCCCUCUUCAUCGACCGCGUCGUCAGGAUGGGGGAGGUGGACUACCUGCCCGUCUUUCUGAGGUUCGUGGACAGUUUCGACGUGAUGCGUCUGGAGCUGCUGGGCUUCGUGGAGCGCGACCUGGAGAGCGACGCGCUGGGCAACCGCCUCCUGGAACUCAUCACCAACGAGUGGCGUCUGGACCUCAAGCUGUGCCGCGGCCAGGCCUACCUGGGCUCAGGUGAUGUGGCCCACAAGCUGAAGGCCUUCGCCUGCCGCGUGCAGGAGCGCCACCCGCUGGCCAUCUCCACGUACAGCUCCUGCUACGCCUUCAACACCUGGUGGUCGCGCUCGGUACCCGUGCCCUGCAUCACCCGCUCCCUGGACGUCCUGGAGGAGGUCAUGCUCUUCUUUGGCAGCAGUCCAGCCCUGGAGAAACAGCUGGACCAGGUGAUCGGCGUGGGUCUGCGCGAGAGCUUCGAGAAGAUCCACGAGCUGCAGGGCUCCUUCUGCUCGUCCUGGAUGGAGAAGCACGACUGCUGCGAGGUCUUCGUGCAGAUGCUCGAACCCUUGGCCGAGUGCCUGGAGCGCGUGCACCAGAACAAGCCGCAGCGCUGGAAGGCGUCCGUGUCCAGCAAGGCCGGCCUGCUGCUGCACCUCGUGCAGGACUUCGACUUCAUCAUGCCCAUGGUGGCCCUCAAGAACGUCUCGUCCUUCACGCGCGAACUCAGCGCCGGACUCCAGAAGGACCACUUUAGCGCCGCGUCGCAGCUCUGUCAGAUCAGUGGCAUUCUGGCCACACUGAACCGCGUCAAGACCAACAUGAAGGUGUUCCACCAGAACUGGUUCGAGGAGGCGUGUGCCAUCGCCCAGAGCCUGAAGGUGCAGAUCAGGCUGCCCGAGGGGGUGCCGGCCGUGUCCAGAGACGGCAUGGUCAAGCCCUCCACGCACUACAAGGAGGCGCUCAGCACCCCCCUGGUGGACAACCUGAUCGCUGCGGUGAAGGACCAUUUCUCGGACGACCACAAGGAGGCGCUCAACUUCCUGUCGCUGGUGCCGUGCUCGGUCACGGUGAGCUACAUGUUCGAGGUGCUGAAGUCCAAGCCUCCUCUGUACGUGCACGACCUGCCCGACCCGGACAACUUCCCCACGGAGCUCAGCUGCUGGAGGGUCAAGUGGAAAACCAAGAUGGUGACCAUUACCAUCCCCGACACCAUCUUCCAGACGCUGCGCCUGCCCGUCAUGCAGUACUUUAGCAACAUCGCCACGCUGCUCCGCAUCAUGUGCGUCCUGCCCAGCACGGCGCUGGAGUUCUGCGGCGAGACGACGCGGCACAAGAUGUACCAGGACUACCUGAAGAGCACGCUCAGUAAGGACCGCACGCCUUGCCUGGCCAUGCUGCAGGUGGGGACGAACUUCAGCCGCGACCUUGACCGCAUGGUCUCGCAGUGCCUCAAGGUCACGCCACAGGCCCUGGAGGGGAUCCGCCUGGAUAAGGAAUCUAAAAGCAUCAUGAAGAACUCCGAGAUUAAUGCAGCAGCGGACGAGGAAGGAGAGGCGUACGACGACGAGGCUCUCACCUCCAACGUGAAGGAGGAGCCCGGAGCUACGCAGAACGCCGUCGACGCCAACGGGCACGCGGGCGACAACCGCAUGAGUGCCCAGAGACUGUUCCGGCAGGCGGCCCGCCUGGCCCGCAGGGGAGCGGGCACCGCCGCCGCCACCUCCGCCGCUACCACGCUCGCCAGCGUGCCCGCCGAGGACCAGGACGCGCUGGCCGAGGAGCUGAGCCUGUGCCACUGGUCGCCGGUCAACAGCGACGGCACCGGCCUCACCGACGCCGAGUUCCUGCAGGCCGCCGUGAAAGCCGUGCGCGCCGCCAUCUUGGAGGAAGUCAUGGAGUCGUCGCCGUUCUUCUCCAUCAUCACCGACCAAGUGGUGACUGUGGGUUUGAAGAAGUACCUGCCGGUCUUCAUCAGGUUCAUCAGCGACUCCACGCCCAAGGUGGAGCUCCUGGGCUUCCUGCCGCUGGCGGAGGGCUGCCACCGAGACACGCAGGCGAAGGCGCUGGCCCAGACACUGACGGAGGAGUGGGGCGUGCCCAUGAGCUACUGCCGCGGCCAGGCCUACCUGCGCUCGGGCCCGGCCGAGAGCCAGAGCCUGCGCAAGAUGUCCCUGGACUUCCUGGAGAGCUACCCGCUGGCUGCCGUGACGCCCAGCGAGUCGUGCGGCCUGGCGCGCUGGUUAGCGGGCAGCCUGCAGUGCGAGCACGUCUCCACCGUACUGGGAGUGGUGGAGGACCUGCUGCGCUUCUUCGACCAGUCGCCCACGCUGGAGAGCAAGCUGGCUGAGACGGUCGGCGGGCUGUUGAACGCGCCGCACGAGGCCUUCGAGGAGAUCCCCGAGACGUGCUGCUCGCGCUGGAGGAAGAGGGAGGACUACUUCGACGCCCUGACGGACACGCUGGAGGCCAUCUUGUGCUGCUUGGAUUCGGUCAACGCCAACAUGGAGGGCACCUGGAGCCCGGCAAUGGCGCUGCGGGCCGGCCUCCUGUCCUGCGUGGUGCGCCGUACCGAGUUCGUGGUCACCCUGGUGAUCCUGCGCAACGCCUGCGCGCCGCUGCGGAACUGCAGCACCGUGUUCCGCUGCGGCAACCCGGCCGACAUCGUUUGCGAGCUGGAGAAGAUUCCGCAGAUCACCGAGACGCUGGUCAACACGCUGCAGAACGUACAGACGGUGCAUGCGGCGUGGUUCGAGCAGGCCGUGCAGCUGGUGACCCGGAUCUCGGGCCUGGUUGUGUUCCCCGAGAAGGCGGGCCUGGCCGAGUCCCCCGAGGCCUACUACCGGGACGCCAUCUCGGUACCGGUGCUAACGGGCCUGGUGGAGGAGAUGAGGCACACCUUCUCCGAGCGCCACCUCAAGGCCCUCAGGGUGCUCUCCCUGCUGCCCGCAUGCAGCCCCAUGCCCAUCGUGCCCGAGGCCCCAGACCAGAUACACCACGUCUUCCAGGACGAGCUUCCAGAGCCUGAGACGGCGGAGGCAGACCUGAACGCCUGGAGCGCGGCGUGGAGGGAGAAGUACCAGGAUGUAGCGCCCCCUGCCUCCAUAUCAGAGACACUGCACCACCAAGAAGCCAAGAGCCAUCCCAAUGUCACCGCACUGCUCAACCUGGUGGCGGUGCUGCCGAGUGUGAGCAUGGAGGGAGACCUGAUGAAGAGCUGUCUGAACUCCCUGCGGACGCUAAUGAGGAGCACGGUGUGUCGCGCUAGCCGCACGGACAUGGUCAUGCUACUUAGCCACCGGCCGCUCUUCCCCAUCCUGAUGGAGGUCAUCGACAAGUGCAUCAACGGGGAGCCAGAGAGCCAGUCCUUCCUCACCAAGGUGAAGCAGACUGUUAGCAGUUUUAAAGUGAAAUGUGAACCUGCUCCGGCGGUAGAGACCAAUGGCUCCUGUGCGCCGCACGACGUCGAUGACGUCAAGGUUCAGAUCAAGACCGAGGCCGGUCACCCCGUGAUUAAGAUGGAGGACGGCUCCCAGAACAGCUUAGCCAAGUCAGCAUUGUCCUUCUACAGCGCCUCGGUGAGGGAGGAAGUCUUCAAAGAGGUCUGGGACUCGCAGUACUUCACCAUCAUCCUCGAACAGGAGAUCGAAAUCGACUCGGCGCUGUACGUCCCGAUUUGCAUCCGCUAUCUGGACAAAGAGGACAUCCAGUGUGAGGAGACGCUGGCCUUCCUGCCCUUCACCACCGACAUCAAGUCGUUCGCCGACUCCCUCGAGACGGUGUUGUCGGAGAAGGCGGGGCUAAACAUGUCGCUCUGUCGCGGGCUGUCCCUAUUGGCCCUCGGCACGGUGAGGGCGCACGUCAAAGCGGCGCUCGCCUCCUUCACCCAGCGCUACCCUCAGGUCCUGUGUUCGCUGCACUCCUCCAUCUCGUUGAACGUGUGGCUGGCUCGCUCGUUCCCGGGGAUGGCGCUGGGGGGGCGGGGCCACCUGAUGCCCGAGGAGCUGCUGCGCUGGUUCACAGCGGACGUGCGGCGACAGGCGCGGCUGGAGGACACCGUCAUGUGGCUGCACAGCCAGGACGAGGCCCGCGCCAACGAGCUGCGCGACAGGUUGAACUGCAAGCACUGGGAGCGCAGCCACGACGCUCUGGACCUGGCGGUAGCGGUGGUGGAGGCCAUGGCCCUCUGCCUGGGCGAGAUGCAGAGCGAGAGCGCCCCCAGUGGCCGCGAGAGGAGCGACACGCUGCGCUUCCACGAGGCGCUGCAGGACUUUGAGUUCCUGUUCACGGCGGUGGUGCUGAAGCACGUGCUGAGCUUCACGCAGCACCUCAGCCAGGACCUGCAGGGCAAGCCGCUGGACAUGCUGCACGCCAUCAACGGCCUGCCGGCCCUCCACGCCACCCUGCAGCAACUCAAGGCGGAGCUGGACGCACACCACCAGACCUGGUUCAGAGAGGCCGUGGCGCUGGCGUCCAGACUACAGGUCUACCUCCCCCACCCGACGCUGCUGGAAGCCUUCAGCCUGCAGUACCGCGAGACCAUCAGCCUGACCGCCGUGGAGCACGCCGCGGCCGAGAUCGCCGACCUCUUCUCGGACCGCAUCGCGGACGCCAUGCGCUGCAUGCAGGUGGUGCCCUACGUGCUGGCCAAGCCCGAGAACAUCAGCGCCGCCGCCGGCACCCUCAACCUCAGCCUGGUCAGCCCCUUCCUGCAGGACCUUCCGGACGCCGCCGCGUUCCCCGGCGAGGCGCAGCAGUGGCGCGCCAAGUGGUCGGACUCCAUGGGCUCGCACCUGUACCUGCCCAGCACCGUGCUGGACACCCUCAAGGUGUCGGACAUCCGCUCCUUCCGGAACAUGGAGACGGUGCUGCGCGUGCUGGUGGUGCUGCCCUUCUCGAGGAGGGAGAGCAUCUUCAGGGAGGGCCGCCGGAGCCUGGCCGAGUACGCCCUGCAGCCGGAGACGACGCACAGGAGCACCGCCGACAUGCACCCACUCUAGAGCGGCGCUAUA